GUUGUUGUUGCAAGCAGUUUAAACAAAAGAUAGCUUCAAAAAUAGUGUAAUAAUAUUAAAUAUAUAUUAUAUAGUGGAAGACUCUACCAUAGCAUAUCGUCCGCCACGUUGCCUUGGCAACCUAUGGACAAACAAACGAAAUCGUAACUUUGGCGAUUUUCAGUUGUUCUAAAGAAAUUUCACUAGUAAAAUGUUUAUACUAGACAGAAUAUUGCCUUUUAUAUUUAGCUAUAUUCGGCCAUUUAUUAAGUGGUUCUUGCACGCCUUCACCCGGCUAUCGGAGCUGCAGAGAAUCUGCUAUGGGGCACGGGCGGGAGCCAGCCGGACGCGACAAGUGGAAAGAUCCCUGACAUUGUCCAAAUCGUAUGAAAUAAAGCGCGUGGUCCACGACCUGGAUGAGGUAGCACCCUAUGCAGACAACAGGCAGCUCCUGGAGUUCUCUUCCCGCGCCGCACGCGUUGUUAUGCAGGCAAAACGCAUUAAAAACAACGUCCAUCCGGACUUUGCCCGUCUGUUUAGCAACUGUGUGUCCACCAUUUGGGGCUACAGACGUCUCAUGCACCAGGUGGAACAGUUGCGGGCCGAGAAAUACGAUUCGGAUAACCCAGAGCACGAAUACAAGCUGUUGGAGCUAUGGCAACUGCUGAUGCCAGAGGCGCCGCUAACCGGGCGAGUGAGCAAACAAUGGCAGGAUAUUGGCUUCCAGGGCGACGACCCAAAAACAGAUUUCCGUGGCAUGGGCAUGCUCGGCCUGGAGAAUUUGCUGUAUUUCGCCAGCGCCUACAACGAUGCGGCCAAGCAUGUGCUGCUCCACUCAAUGCAUCCCACACGCGGGUAUACUUAUGCCAUUGUGGGCAUCAACCUCACUUCAAUGGCCUACAAUCUGGUGAAGACCGGACAGGCAAAGACACAUUUCUAUAAUGUGGUGGCCCUGCACAAGCAGGACUUCAACUCCAUAGAGGAUUUCCAUAAAUUGUAUUGCUAUCUGUUUUUUGAAUUCGAUCGCUUCUGGAUGGAAAGCGAUCCACGCAAUAUUAUGGACUUUCGCGAGAUCUAUCAGGCGUUUGAAAUCACCAAAUUAGAGGCACUGCACAAUGAAAACACAAUUUUUAAAACCAAUUUGGUUGUAGAAUCCGUCUAAGCAAAUAUUUGUAAAUAUAUGGCAAUGAAGUAGAA
Molecule: messenger RNA, 1176 nt
Organism: Drosophila guanche
Lineage: Eukaryota; Metazoa; Arthropoda; Insecta; Diptera; Drosophilidae
Product: ELMO domain-containing protein 2
Exons: 2
Coding region: 191-1141 (316 amino acids)
Molecular function (GO): GTPase activator activity
Source: RefSeq, a predicted model, not a curated record